Messenger RNA from Phoenix dactylifera (date palm), 1319 nucleotides. RefSeq names its product succinate dehydrogenase subunit 5, mitochondrial-like. Gene Ontology annotation, biological process: tricarboxylic acid cycle. Gene Ontology annotation, cellular component: respiratory chain complex II (succinate dehydrogenase). The record is from RefSeq and is a predicted model, not a curated record. Lineage: Eukaryota; Viridiplantae; Streptophyta; Magnoliopsida; Arecales; Arecaceae.
GGGGUCGGUCGCACUCCCACAGUCCGACGCCCCUUUCUUCUUGCUCUUUCUCCUUCUCCAUCGUCGAGCUCGAUCUCUCUCUGAAGCUGGUGGAGGGCAAAGGAAGAAGAUGGCUUCGACGACGACGAUUCUCCGGUCUCUAUCGUCGGCGGCGGGCCGCCGGCUCCUAUGCCUCUCGAGGGCGAGCUUUUCCUCUCUCUCCACCGGCGCCGGUGCCCGCAGCAGCAGCACCACCACUACCAGCAUCUUUCGUCCAUCCUCCGCCGUCAAUCUCAUAUCAGCAAUCGCAGAUUGCAGUUUUCCUUUCACAUUAAACAUUAGGCGUGUAUUCUGUUCAAGUGUAAGCCAGUUGCCUGCUAUAACUGAUCCUGAUAGAGAAUCUGCAUUCAAGGAUUUAAUGGCUAUGAACUGGGAAGAAAUUCCAGACUCUGUUGUCAAUGAGACAAAGAAGGCACUUUCUAAAGCUACUGAUGAUAAGGAUGGCCAAGAAGCUCUGGUAAAUGUCUUUCGUGCUGCUGAGGCUUCAGUGGAGUUUGGUGGGGUUCUAGUUACCCUCAGAAUGGCGCUUGAUGAUCUAAAUGGAUUAAGUGGUGAGAAUGUGGGACGCUUACCAGAUUAUAUAGAGGAUGCCAUAAGAGCUGCUUAUAAACGCUACAUGGCAUAUCUGGAUUCUUUUGGCCCUGGUGAAGCUUAUUUGCGGAAAAAAGUUGAAACAGAGUUGGGAACAAAAAUGAUACACUUGAAGAUGAGAUGUAGUGGCAUUGGUUCUGAGUGGGGAAAGGUUACACUUCUUGGUACUUCUGGGCUUUCUGGGUCUUAUGUGGAGCUUAGAUCAUGAGAAAGAUGGUGGAAGGGUGGCCGGGCUUCUGUCUUGGCUAUUAAUGGAUGUUUAUGAACUAUCUUAUGAAUGAGACAAUUUGAUCAGUUAAGUCUCAAGUUAUACUUGCAAGUUCAGAAAAAUGGUUUUAUCAAAAUAAAUAUGCCUUUUGCAGUUGUGAGUUGGGAAUGCCUUUCCUUCUCGGCCCCAAAAGUUCAUUUGACGGCAUAAGGCUGCUGCCAUUAUUUUUGUCACAGCCAUGUGAUGGGAUGUAUGUGCCAUGCUAACAGUGAUACACAAGGCUUCUUAUUAGUUGAUCUUCUUUUGUUGCUAAUGAUAGAUCACAAUUUACUUUUGUAGUCUUUAUCUGGGUUGGGGUUAUCUUUCCAAAUUUUUAUUCUGUCUAUCUAAAAUACUCUUAAUUUUGAGGCUAGCUGUUACUUGAAGGUAUGCAGGCAUGCAUUGAUGAAGUAAGAAUUAAAAUAAGUGUUUGUUUUGCCUA